Molecule: messenger RNA, 1604 nt
Organism: Papilio polytes (common Mormon)
Lineage: Eukaryota; Metazoa; Arthropoda; Insecta; Lepidoptera; Papilionidae
Product: 116 kDa U5 small nuclear ribonucleoprotein component-like
Exons: 7
Biological process (GO): mRNA splicing, via spliceosome
Cellular component (GO): cytosol; U2-type catalytic step 2 spliceosome; U4/U6 x U5 tri-snRNP complex
Molecular function (GO): GTP binding; GTPase activity; U5 snRNA binding
Source: RefSeq, a predicted model, not a curated record
UCAAAUUCCGGUAUCAUAGUUUUCAAUUGUUUUGGUCAGGUUUGGUUAGAAAUUGAAAAACAUAUUUUUUAUACGAUAUUGAUUGUAUUGAACUUGAACACUUUUACUUAAUUGAUACCAAUAGAAAUAUGGACGGCGAUCUAUAUGAUGAGUUCGGUAAUUACAUCGGACCGGACUUGGAGUCGGAUUCAGACGAUGAGCAGAGUGUUUACGGCCAGGAUAAUCGUGAUGCUGACGAUGAUGCGAUGGACGAAGAUGAGGAAGGUGAUGCGGAGCCCGAAGCUGCUCCAAUGUCCGUUGUCUUACACGAAGACAAAAGAUAUUAUCCGCAAGCCGUGGAAGUGUAUGGUCCAGAUGUAGAGACAGUGGUUCAAGAAGAGGACACACAAGCUUUGGACAAACCUCUAGUGGAGCCAGUGAAGCAGAAAAAGUUCCAAGUACAAGAGCAGCAGCUGCCGGAGACCACAUAUGAUAUGGAGUAUAUGGCAGAUAUGUUAGAUAACACUAAUUUAAUGAGGAAUAUCACAUUGAUGGGCCACUUGCACAAUGGCAAAACAUCAUUUGUAGACUGUUUAAUCAGACAGACUCACCCAGGUACAAUAAAUAAUGAAACAACAAUACCCAUGCGAUACACAGACACAUUGUUUGUGGAACAAGAGAGAGGUGUGUCUAUCAAGUCCAUGCCAGUCACACUUCUGCUAAAGAACAUCAAAGGGAAGUCACAUUUACUAAACAUAAUGGAUACACCAGGACAUGUGAACUUUAGUGACGAGGUUACUGCUGCAUUGAGGAUAUCAGAUGGUGCUGUACUGUUUGUUGAUGCUGCAGAAGGUAUAAUGCUUAACACAGAACGUCUCCUGCGACAUGCAGUGCAAGAGCGAGUGCCACUCACAAUAUGCAUCAAUAAAAUUGACAGACUCAUACUUGAGUUGAAGUUACCCCCCGCGGAUGCUUACUACAAGCUACGGCAUAUCAUCGAUGAGCUUAACUCAUUGGUGGAAACCAACCAGCCCCAAGAUAAUCCUGAUGAACCACCAACCAUAUUCUCACCGUUACUAGGCAAUGUCUGUUUUGCAUCAUCAUUAUAUGAUGUAUGCUUUACUCUGGAGUCAUUCGCGGCAAUGUAUGCAUCCGCGCACGUCAGUAGCGGCCUGCGGGCCUCCGAUAUGGCGGCCUGGCUGUGGGGAGAUGUUUACUUCAAUGCUAAGACGAGGCGCUUCACAAAGAAGUCACCGCAUGCGUCUUCGCAGCGAAGCUUUGUUGAAUUUAUACUGGAGCCUUUGUACAAAAUUUUUGCACAGGUGGUUGGUGAUGUAGAUGACACAUUACCAGCCGUCCUCGCGGAGUUAGGCAUUAAGUUAACAAAGCAAGAAGCAAAACUCAACGUCCGUCCGUUACUGAGGCUGGUUUGCAGUCGUUUCUUUGGCGAUUUUAGCGGUUUCGUGGAGAUGGUGUGCCGACACAUCCCGUCCCCGCUGGACGCGGCGGAGCGCAAGGUGGCGCACUGCUACCGCGGCGGCGAGGGCGCGCUGCGGGACUCCAUGCUGGGCUGCGACCAGAGCGGGCCCCUCGUCGCCCACACCACCAAGAUGUACCCCACUGAU